UACGAGUAAACAUUUGGUGAGAAGACCAUCGUCAUCAUUGGGUGGAAAUGGAAUGGUGACAAUUAUUGGCAUCAAAUGCUUAUUGGGAUUCGCACUAUUGCUGAAUUCCAAGAUCUGCACAACCCAAAAAGUUUACAAAAAGCUAAACCUAAAUUAUUCAUUACACAAAUGCAACUGUCUUUCUGAUUCCCCAUUGGCUAGAGCUCCAAUAUUGUAUUAGAUUAGUAUACAUACAUGAUACAACCCCCUUCUUUCAAAUUUCAACCACUAACAUCAGAGUCUUAGACAUAUACAAAGAGAAAUGGAAGAGGGUUUUGUUGUUGUAUCAUUGUAUGAGUGCGCGCUAAGCAACAAAAAGGAAAAGUAAUCAACAGAAAUGUGUGUUUAGUGAGUGAUGAGCGAAAAAGGCAACAGAAGCACCCAACUUUGUCAAAAAGUUUAUACAUUAGGAAACCCCUUUCUUUUACUAUCAAUUUACCCACUGCUUUAUCGAUUUUUGGGUGCAUACUUCCUCUUUGUUCGUCAUUGCCAGUCCCGCGUUUUUUUUUACCAUGAAAUGAUGAGGUGAUUUGAAGGUUUGAUUGCUGAAAUCUGUAGAUAAUAACGGAAGAGACGAAGAUUCGUUGCGGGUAUGUUGUAAUUUGUUCGAUUGGGGUUUAAUAAGGAAUCUAGGGUUUUAAUUUGGGGUAUACGGAUUCAUAACGCGACACAACUUCAAUAUUCUUUUCUUGAUCGAUACCUUCUUAUCUAUAGAAUCUUCAAGCAACAACCAAAGAAUAUUAGAGGCUUUAAUGACUGGUUAGUGUUAUUGCGCCAUGGAUACUGGUUUUCACUACGAUAGAACCUUGAGCUCUGGUCUGAAUCGACAUGCCAUAUCCUUCCAAACAAGUGCAGUAGCCAGCACAUCGGAGAUGAUGAUGAUGGGUGAUUACUAUCCAAUGAACAGUACAUCAACACUAGGCACAAGGUUUUCAAAUUGUGAUAUAGCAAACAGCAGUUCAGGGUUUACACAAGCUGGGAAUCCGAAUUCCUCUGGUUCUGUUCUUGCUGAUUCCAUUCCAGGGUUGAAACACGAUGCAGGCUUGGCUGUCGAAUGGUCUUCUGAAGAACAACAUAAGUUAGACGAAGGGCUUUCCCAAUUUGCUGAUGAACCUAGCAUCAUGAGGUACAUCAAGAUCGCUGCCACAUUGCGUGAUAAAACUGUUCGUGAUGUUGCCUUGAGGUGUAGGUGGAUGGCUAGGAAACGAAGGAAACAGGAAGGACUAAAUAUGGGGAAAAAGUUGAAAGAUAAGAAGGAUACUUUGGUGGAAUCAUCUACAAAGCCAAGUAUAUCAUCAGUUCCAACAUUAAAUGUGGCUCCAUUUUCUUUUACCAUGAAUAAUCAUGUCCAGAUUGACAGUAUUACUUUUGAAGCAUUAAGUGGCUCAAUAAGGAAUUUACUAGAACAAAAUAACCAAGUUAUUGGUCAGAUUUCAUCUAAUAUUUCCUCAAUGAAACUGCAGGACAAUAUCGACCUUUUCAACCACAUGAAGAAUAAUAUAACUACCAUAUUAAACAAUAUGAGGUAUAUGCCUGGGCCACCAUUCCCUGUAUCACUAAACGAAGAUCUUGCUCAUAGUAUUUUACCAACAUCAAGUCAGACAAUGAUGUUUGAGGGAUCAGGUGGGAUGUAUAUGAAGCAAGAACCAGGGUUUUGAUGUGGGAGUUUGGUUGCUAAGUACAAAUUUAAAGGUGAUGUAAAUUUAAAAUAGGUACACUGUAUUGAUUGCCUAUUCGGGUUUAAAUCCAAUGAUAUAAAAAAAGAAAAUUCGUAGAGAUCACAUUUUUGAAAAAAAACAAAAAAAUUAAAA
This is a messenger RNA of Lactuca sativa (garden lettuce), 1850 nucleotides long. RefSeq lists its product as uncharacterized. The record is from RefSeq and is a predicted model, not a curated record. Lineage: Eukaryota; Viridiplantae; Streptophyta; Magnoliopsida; Asterales; Asteraceae.